This is a messenger RNA of Triticum aestivum (bread wheat), 1511 nucleotides long. RefSeq names its product putative E3 ubiquitin-protein ligase SINA-like 6. Lineage: Eukaryota; Viridiplantae; Streptophyta; Magnoliopsida; Poales; Poaceae. Bases 100 to 1098 code for a protein of 332 amino acids. Gene Ontology annotation, molecular function: zinc ion binding. The record is from RefSeq and is a predicted model, not a curated record. The transcript has 2 exons.
CCUCGGCCCCUUUUGUUCUUGGACCUUUGCUCCUCUCCUCUCUCCCUCCCACCUCCUGCUAGAAAAAAGUUUUCUUUCCCCAAAGUCCGGCCAGCCAGGAUGCCGGGCGCCGCCGUCGACGGGAGGAGCAGGGCUUCGCCGGACAAGGCCGACGAGGAGAGCGCCAAGAAGCCGCGGCUGGACCUGCCCGACGCCCACUCCGUGAAGCAAGAGCUCGUCGCUCCAGAUGCGGCCGGAGGAGGAGACCCAGGGGGCAUCGUCGCGGCGGCGGCGCCGUACAUCCCGAGAGAGGAGCUCGCCGUGAGGAUCGACAAGCGCCUGCUCCACUGCCCCCUCUGCACCCUCCCCUUCAAGCCCCCCGUCUUUCAGUGCAAGGCGGGGCACUUGGCCUGCGGCGGCUGCGUCGCCGAGCUGCCCUGCGGCCAGUGCAAGGCGUGCGUGGACGGCGGCGGCUUCUUCGACCCCUGCCCGGCGCUGGACGCCGUCGUGUCCUCCAUCAGGACCGAGUGCCCCAACGCCGGCUGCAAGCGGUACGUCACCUACCACGAGGUCCCCGAGCACCAGACCGCGUGCCCGCACGCGCCGUGCCGCUGCACGGAGCCCGGCUGCGGCUACGUCGGCGCGCCGCAGGCGCUCGCCGGCCACCUCCACACCGUCCACUCGGUGCCGGUGCGCGCCGUGGAGUACGGCAAGGCCAGCCAGCUCCGCGUGCCGGUGUCGGCGCCGCGGCUCGUGCUCCUCGGCGACGACGACAACCGCGUGUUACUCCUCACCGUGGGCGCGCUCGGCGCCGGCGUGACCGCCGUGUCUGUGGUGUGCGCCAGGGCGAGCGCGGCGACGCGGCCCCGGUUCGCCUGCAAGAUGUGGGUCAACCUGGAGCCAGCAAACUGCGGCAAGGAGGACAUGGUGCUGGUGGACAUGCACAUGAGGAGCAGCUCGUCGCCCGGCGCGGUGGUCGCCGCGGGCGAGCCCACGUUCCUGCCGGUGCCGCGGAUGUACCUGGUGCCAGCAGCAGCAGGGGACGGGGCUGCGUCCAUGGAAGUUCCUCUGCACAUCCGCAUCGACAAGCUCUCCCCUUGGUCCGACGCAUUGGUGUGAUUAGCUCCAGCACUCAAGGCAGUUCGUGGUUGCUUAUUUUGGAGUUCCAGCUUAAACUAAGUACUUGUUUGGGUGAUGUUUAUUAGCAGAUGCAGUUCAUCUUUGAUGGUAGUCCUAUCCCACCUAGUAGUCAACUUUAAUGUCGUUGUAGUUGUAGGCUAUUUAAAUCCGAGGAUAUUAAGCUUGGUGCUAAUCCUGUGGUGAAAUGCAUCUUCUUCCGGUGUUAUGUCAUUUCAAUUUGCAAGCAUUUCAUUUGCAUCUGUUGCAAUUUACUCCCUAUCUCAAAGUCAAGAGUAGAGCUCCCUUGUGUCAAAAAGAUCUCCCAAGUCUUCUCUAUGUAUGAAUUUGAAUAUUCAACAUGCAGGAUACCUAGCCUAUGUUGAUGCAGCAUAUAACCCUGCAGUAAUUCUUGA